This is a messenger RNA of Lotus japonicus, 1585 nucleotides long. RefSeq names its product serine carboxypeptidase-like. The coding region runs from base 1 to 1485 and encodes 494 amino acids. Gene Ontology annotation, biological process: proteolysis. Lineage: Eukaryota; Viridiplantae; Streptophyta; Magnoliopsida; Fabales; Fabaceae. The record is from RefSeq and is a predicted model, not a curated record. Gene Ontology annotation, molecular function: serine-type carboxypeptidase activity. The transcript has 9 exons. Gene Ontology annotation, cellular component: vacuole.
AUGGCAUCAUCACAAACCUUCUCUAGAAUCUCUCUGACUCUUUUGUUGUUUUUCUUCAUUUCAUCACUUUGUUCCUCUUCCUAUGCAACUUCUCUCUUGGCCACAACAAGAAAAACACACUAUUCACCAAAACUACAUGCAGAGAGGCUCAUAAGAAGCCUUAACUUGUUCCCUAAGGACACAGUUAACAUAAGAGUAGAUGACAAUAAUGAUGAAUUUGUCCCUGGAAAGAUUGUGGAGAAGAAAUUCUCUUUUCUUGGUGAUUCUGGUCCUUCGGUUGAAGAACUUGGUCACCAUGCAGGGUACUAUUCACUUCCUCAUUCCAAAGCUGCAAGGAUGUUCUACUUUUUCUUUGAAUCACGGAACAGCAAAGAUGACCCUGUUGUGAUAUGGUUGACUGGAGGACCAGGGUGUGGCAGUGAACUAGCAUUGUUUUAUGAGAAUGGUCCUUUUCAUAUUACCAGCAACUUGUCUCUGGUGUGGAAUGACUAUGGCUGGGACAAGGCAUCAAAUAUUUUAUUUAUUGACCAGCCUACCGGAACAGGUUUCAGCUACACUACAGAUGGUUCUGAUAUUCGCAGUGAUGAAAAUGGUGUUAGCACUGAUUUGUAUGACUUCUUGCAGGGGUUUUUCAGGGCACAUCCUCAGUUUGUUAAGAAUGACUUUUACAUUACUGGAGAAUCAUACGCUGGACACUACAUUCCAGCUCUUGCAUCCAGAGUUCAUCAAGGAAACAAAGAAGAACAAGGAAUUCACAUAAACCUCAAGGGUUUUGCUAUUGGUAAUGGGUUAACCAAUCCUGCCAUUCAGUACCCAGCAUACCCAGAUUUUGCAUUAGACAGCGGAAUAAUUACAAAGUCUGAUUACAAACAAAUCAUCCAGCAAAUCCCAGAUUGUCUGCAAAAACUGGAAACUUGCAACACUGAAGGCGUAGAUUGCUACUUUGCGUUCGAUGCUUGUCAGGGAAUAUUCGAAGAUAUCAUGUUCGAUAAUGUGGGCAUCAAUUACUAUGACAUCAGAAAGAGAUGUGAUGUGCCUAUGUGCUAUGACUUCUCAAACAUGGAGAACCUUCUGAAUGAGAAGACAGUGAGAGAUGCUUUAGGUGUAGGAGACUUGGAGUUUGUUUCAUGCAGUAGGAGAGUGCAUGCUGCUAUGUUAGACGACUGGGUGCAGAACUUGGAAGUUGGUAUUCCUUCUCUUCUUGAGGAUGGAAUCAAGGUUCUUGUGUAUGCUGGUGAAUAUGACCUCAUAUGCAAUUGGCUUGGGAAUUUAAGGUGGGUUCGUGCCAUGGAGUGGUCAGGCCAAAAGGAGUUUAAUGCAUCCUUUACAAGGAAAUUCAUGGUUGAUGGUGGUGAAGCAGGGUCUUUAAAUAGCUAUGGACCACUCUCUUUUCUCAAGGUGAAGGAUGCUGGACACUUGGUCCCUAUGGAUCAACCAAAAGCUGCACUUGAGAUGCUGACAAGGUGGAUGGGAGGGAAACUUUGAACUUUAAUCUCUAGAAGAUUAUGUUAUGUAAACAGUAUAAAAGAGUGUGUAAUAGUUGAAUCUUCUGUCUAAUGGCAAAAUCAAAAUGAAAAUUCAUAGA